AUGGUGCAAAGGCUCACUUAUCGCAAGCGUCACAGCUAUGCCACCAAGUCCAACCAGCACCGGGUCGUCAAAACCCCUGGUGGAAAGCUAGUGUAUCAGAGCACAAAGAAAAGAGCAAGUGGACCUAAGUGUCCUGUUACUGGCAAGAGAAUCCAAGGGGACUAUAUAAACACAACACACCAACACAUUGGUGGUUUAUCUGUUAGGACCACAUUCAAAAAUGCUACUCAAAUCCCAAACUUCUCAGCUUCCUUCACUUCGACCCCUAAACUCUAG
This is a messenger RNA of Ilex paraguariensis (yerba mate), 276 nucleotides long. The record is from the annotation of a GenBank genome assembly. NCBI's taxonomy places the organism in Eukaryota, Viridiplantae, Streptophyta, Magnoliopsida, Aquifoliales, Aquifoliaceae.